AUGGAUAGCAAUAAUGAUUAUAGCUUUGAUAACAUCCCUUGUACUAGCUUUUAUACUGAUUCUUAUACUGACCUUUAUGCUGACUCUUAUUCUGACUCUUAUGUUGAUCCUUAUGCUGACCCUUAUGCUGACUCUAAUGCCAAUCCUUAUACUGACCCUUAUGCUGAUUCUAAUGCCGAACCUCAGAAUAAAAACAAUGAACUUUGUAGCACCACAGCCAGAAGUAAGACUAAUGAUAGAACUAAAGAUGAAGAAAAUAUUAAAAAAAUCUGUGUAAAUAUAACAGAUCCAUGA
Messenger RNA from Racocetra fulgida, 294 nucleotides. The record is from the annotation of a GenBank genome assembly. NCBI's taxonomy places the organism in Eukaryota, Fungi, Glomeromycota, Glomeromycetes, Diversisporales, Gigasporaceae.